This is a messenger RNA of Moneuplotes crassus, 1197 nucleotides long. The record is from the annotation of a GenBank genome assembly. NCBI's taxonomy places the organism in Eukaryota, Ciliophora, Spirotrichea, Euplotida, Euplotidae.
CUAAAUCAUGAAAUUAGGACUUGUGAUUACACUCCUAAUCGUCUGAGUCUGGGUUAGGACCCAAGAAUGUCUCAUCUUUGGCUGUGGGAAUAUCAACCAAGAGCCACAAAGCCAGAAGAAAUGAGUAGAAAACUUCCAAGAUGGUCAUUUCAAUGUGGAUUACUGCUUUGACCCUCAAUACCAUUGUAAUGCAAUCAAAUGGAGAAAAGCUGAGGAAGCAGAAACAGAUUACUGUGUGGAGACAGUUGCUCCAAUAAAGAAGGCUCUCCCUGGUGAUAUCUGUGAGAAAGAUGAGGAUUGAUUUGGAAGCACAGAUGAAGUCUCAUGCACUGAAGAGGUCUGUACCACCACUAAAUCUUCUGGAGAUUCCUGCCCAAAUAUAGAAGGGGAUGAGAAACAUAAGUAUUGUCCCAUUGGAACAUUCUGUCGAAAUGAAGUCUGUACUGAACAAAGCAGGGAAGAUGUCGCCUGUGAUGAAGAUAAUGCUUGCAAAUUUGGGCUCAGGUGUAUUGCUCAGAAUACAGCUCUAAAUGAUUAUAGAUGAACUCCUUUGAAUUCUAUUGGUAAUGAAGUGAAAUUUGCAACAGACAGGAUUACAGAUGGUCAAAAUAUUUGGAAUGGUCUCAAUAGCAUGUGCCUCAGUUAUAAUUCUGCUUCAACAGAUAAGACCAAUGUAAGAGUCUGCAGAAAAGCUUAUAUUAGUCAAAAUCAGGAGGAUUAUUUUAGAGAGGCUCCAGGAGAUACUUGAAAAUAUACAAAAUUUUCAGAAGAAUUUCCUAUAGAAGGAGAGCUUUCCAACGAUGUUGCAAGAUGUGGUUUCAAUAGAAAUACUGGAGCUUAUUGAAUGAUGAGGAAAGGUGAUAAAUGGUUUAAAGAAAGACUUCAAAAUUUUACCGAAACUGACUUGGCUGACCUUAACUGUCACACCAUGAGUGAUGUUGAAAGCUGCAAAGACUUCAUUAAAAACAUAGAUAAAGAUGUUAUUUACAAGUUUAACCAGUCAAUAUUUGCAGUUGACGAAAACCUUGGAUAUCAUUUAUUUGCUAAUAAUGAUAGAUGUGUUGCAAAAACGAUCACAACACAAUUCUGGAAUGGAAGACUUCCUGGAUUGGCAUAUAUGACAGCUGCAUCUAUCCCUGUUAUUUUUGUCAGCUCCUUAACUUUAUUAUUUUAAUCAUAAUUACUCUUCAAUUUUAG